GACUGUCGUAUUUUUGAAAAACAAAAUUGUAUUUCUUUUUCUUUUGUGUAAUGAAAAACCCGUCUCAUGAUGAUUUCAAACAUACCUACUUCCCUUUCCUCCCAGUCAACAACAAGGACAACCAAGAAGGGGUGCAUGAACGCCUCUAAAAGUAACAAUAGCAGCUAACAAUGGGGUUACAAUACACGCAACCAAAUAUAAAAGACAGAAUGCCCUCCGAUGACGACGAGACAUGUGACCGUGAAUUCCGUAGCAGCGACAAAAGUCCUUUUCCAUUCAGCGUCACAGUGGAUGAGUUGCUACAAGUAUCUUCUUGUCAAAUCAGUAACUCGGAUGAAACAAAAGGGGUUAAAAGUGCGAAGUCGUUAAAAAGAUGAUUGUUCAUUUUCUGGUUAUCUGAUCAAGAUCAAUUCUAUAAUAGGCCUAAAAAUAAUGCUAAACCUGUAUAUAAAGUUGAAAGCACACGAUGUUGCAAGGUAAAAUUUGCACAAGAUGCCAAGUAUGCAUUCUGCGCUUGGAGUUCUGUUCUUGUACUUGGCUUUAGUGAACAUGGUGUCUGCCACGACUGGCCACAGUGGAGAUGGCACUUGUGACAUAAUGACGGACCGUGUUGAACAGGAAAAUGACACGUAUGUUGGGGAAAGAGCUAGCUGCUGUGGGGAAGUUCUUUUCCAAUUCGACACUCAAAUGUGCUGUAAUGAAACAGUAUAUGACGGCGUUACGGACCAGGAGUGUUGUGGUAAAGAUAGAUUCAAUGUGAAAUACGAAGUGUGUCCUUCAAAUAAGAGCAUGGUACAUGGUGAUUUAAAGUUAUGUGCCAACGAUUAUUACCAUUCUGGUUUUCGAAAGUGCUGUGGCCGAAAUACAUACCCCGUUGAUGAUCACGUUCAGUGUUGUGGGGUUCAUGUUCAUGACACGAGAACAAGCACGUGCAUUGAUGGUAAGAUAGUCGAUCUCUUAAUGGAAUGCUGUGGCAGUUCAACGAUGAAUUCUCGUCAUCAGCUUUGCUGUGAUAGCGGAUCCGGUGAAUAUUUCCCCGUAGAUAAGAGCGAGCCGGACGAUGACCGAUGCUGUAGGACGGACGGUAGGACGUACUCCAGUGUAACACACCACUGUGGUCCAGAAGGGGUAGAGCGGCGACACUUACUCAUAUCUCUGUGCGGGAGACAGGCGUACGACCCAGUCAGGGACAUCUGCUGUGAUGGAUUUGUGUACAGAGGGGGCAAAACAAGACGACUCAAGUGUCAGGAUAUCAUAAGUCCUACGCCACACGCCCCUGUUGAAGUGAUAUCUCAUCUUGCCUGUUCUGGCCAGUGUUCAAUCUUAACAGUAACGCAAGUACAUCAAAUAUACAGGUGUCCAUUCCACGGUAAGUCCUUAAAUAAUAAAACACUUUUACUAUAG
Molecule: messenger RNA, 1404 nt
Organism: Mizuhopecten yessoensis (Yesso scallop)
Lineage: Eukaryota; Metazoa; Mollusca; Bivalvia; Pectinida; Pectinidae
Product: galaxin-like
Exons: 4
Coding region: 493-1404 (303 amino acids)
Source: RefSeq, a predicted model, not a curated record